CAGACCACCCUGCCCACUCCAUUUCCCGUCCAAAAUCUCUUCCCGUUCAACGGUUUUUCGUACACACUGCAACGCGCUGCCAGCCUUAUCGCUAAAAUUUGAUGGACUCGACACAGACGGCUUCUGGUCGUCCCCGAAGACGGGCCGUAGAGGCCUGCACAUUCUGUCGAAAGCGCAAGAUUAAAUGCAACAAUGAACAACCAACAUGUGCCAACUGCAAAACUUAUGGGAAAGAUUGUGUCUAUGAACCUCUUUCGGCUCCCGCCUCGACUCAAUCGGUCACUCCUCCGGCGCCAACAAACAGUUCUGACCAACAUCGCCGAAAGCGGCGCAGAACGGCGGAUCCGCCGGUGCCCACAACUAGCGCCGUUUCGGCCCAGCAGCGUGAUGAGUCUAACAAUCGGACCCACAAUGAUAGCGCAAAUGAGGCCCACUCAUCAGAACCGUCACAUCAGGACGGGAUUGAGCCUUCGGUCCACCAGGUUGCCGAUGGGACACGGGGUCCGUUGUCCCAGUCCAAGGCCACCCCGGCCGGCUCCCAACGCCCUGGCGUAUCCCGAAUGGUGGUGUCGGCCAAUGGCGUGUCGAGCUAUCAUGGGCGCACCAGUACUCUGUUUGAGGAGGCAAUUCAGGAGCGUGCCUCCGCCACUGAGUUGAACCAUCGGAUGCCCGAUGAAUGGACCGAGAAGGGACUUGUUGCUGAAGCCGCAAAACAAUCCCAGCUAGAAGAGUUUAACUAUCGUGCUGGGACGUUGGACUUUGACGGUGUGGACCCCGAUCUGGGGAUGCAUCUUCUGUCCCUCCACUGGAACCGGCAGCACCACUCAUUCUGUAUCACGUACCGGCCGGCCUUCAUGCGGGACAUGGCCUGUGCGGGCCCGUACUUCUCCAAGAUCCUUCUCAACGCCAUAUACUUCGGUGCUUCCAAGUUCAGCCCACGCCGCGAGGUCCGCCGCGACCACGACGAUGUACGCACCGCUGGCUGGCAGUUCCGAGAGCGUGUACGCAACCUGCUGGGUGGCGCCCUCGACCGCAGCGAGAUCACAACAAUCCAGGCUCUGCUCGUCAUGACAAACUCCCUCUUUGCGCUGGGCGACGAGAGGAGCGCCGCAUGGCUUUACGCGGGCUUGGCUUUUCGGAUGAUCAUCGAUCUGGGUAUGCAUGUGGACGCCCCCGAUCUGGGGAGCCCUCGCAAGUUCUCAGAUGAAGAUGUGGAGAUUAGGAGGAGGGUCUUCUGGGGUGCAUUCGUGGUUGAUAAGAUCCAGAGUCUAUACCAAGGUCGUCCCGCUACUCUCAGGGAAUCUGAUACAGCUGUGCCUAUCAAAUUCCUAGAUACAUACGAGGAGCUGCAAAACUGGCAACCUUUUGCCUACUCCAUGCAAAAUAAGAAAUACAGUGGUAGCCCAGCCUACAGUGUGUCAACCUUUACAUCCUUGUGUCAUUUGUCAGUCGUCAUGAGCGACAUCCUUAGCUGCAUCUACACCGAACGAACAUUUGACCAAAGCGCUGUCGAGCUGUGUGCCACUCUCGAAAGCCUCAACUCGAAAUUGGUAGCCUGGAAGAAGUCUCUACCAAAACAUCUCGAUUUUGAUCCGAUCAAGUCCACACAGGUCCCUCCUCCACACGUCCUCAGUCUACAUGCCAUGUAUCAUGUCCUCACAAUCCUUCUCCACCGCCCCUUUGUUGCUGACGGCCACCUCUACAACACCUCCCGCUCGAUUUCCGUCAACUCUUUCAUAAUAUGUGCAUCUGCAGCCGAUAGCAUAGCUGCCCUGCUUCGAGCGUACGAUCGGGCAUUCUCAGUGCGUCACGCGCCGUAUCUCAUCUCGUACGCGACGUAUGUUGCCGCCACCAUUCAUGUGCGCAUCGCGGCGAAGCGCAGCACGGACUCGGAGGCUCGUGAAAACCUGGAAACUUGCUUGGGCGUUUUUAGGGAUAACUCAAAGACGAACUGGGCAGUCAGGCGGGCCAAGGCCAUCGUGGAAAGCCUGAUCAAGCGGCUCGGAGUCAAUCUCACUGAUCCUGGGGGCGAGUCCAGUGGUGCCUCGCGAAAUCAACGCCGUUCAAGUCUGGCAGGCCCUGAGAGUUCAAGAUCACAGGUGACAGUCAACUCUAGAAGCCAAGGCGAGACGGUCCAGCAACUCCGGCAGCAUGGCCAUCAACGGUUGAACUUUUCUGAAGACGCAUCUCCGUCGACGGGCUGGUCGGAUAUUGACGGCAUAAUCCAAAGUUUUGUCCGAGGUCAGGAAAACAAUGUUGAAGAUGCAACGACAGGCCGACUGGGGGUGGUCGAGGACCAGCAGAUGCAAUAUAGAACACCGACGGCUGCGACGACGGGAGGGGUGAUGGGCUUUAGUGGAACGGAGCAAAGCUCUUCUGCAGAUGCGCGGCAAGGCAUCGAUGGACACUCGGCCACCUGGGUGGGAUUAUUUCCCGAUGGAGCAGCCUCUGGAGCCGCAACUUCUUUCGAUGAUCUACUUUUUGGCUUCAACGGGUCCGCAUUGGACAGUUCCUAUGUCUAG
Pyricularia grisea is the source of this 2522-nucleotide messenger RNA. RefSeq lists its product as uncharacterized. The transcript has 5 exons. Lineage: Eukaryota; Fungi; Ascomycota; Sordariomycetes; Magnaporthales; Pyriculariaceae. The record is from RefSeq and is a predicted model, not a curated record. Gene Ontology annotation, biological process: DNA-templated transcription; regulation of DNA-templated transcription. Gene Ontology annotation, molecular function: DNA-binding transcription factor activity, RNA polymerase II-specific; zinc ion binding; DNA binding. Bases 102 to 2522 code for a protein of 806 amino acids.